Molecule: messenger RNA, 771 nt
Organism: Fusarium keratoplasticum
Lineage: Eukaryota; Fungi; Ascomycota; Sordariomycetes; Hypocreales; Nectriaceae
Product: Biogenesis of lysosome-related organelles complex 1 subunit 1
Exons: 1
Coding region: 1-771 (256 amino acids)
Biological process (GO): endosomal transport
Cellular component (GO): BLOC-1 complex
Source: RefSeq, a predicted model, not a curated record
AUGUCAGCUUCGAGGUCCUCUCAGCAGGCUGGCUCCUCGUCCUCCGCUGGGGGCCCUUCGUCCUCCCGCCCGCCGACUUCUCCUCCACCAUCCAUCGCGUCGCCGUCCAUCGCGCAUGCUCACGCUCACGCGCAGAUUCCAGGGCCGUCCUCGUCAUCGUCCGCGCAACGCUCCCCGCCGCCUCCGCAUCUGCAGCCGACGCUCCCCUCUCCAGAAACGCAGCGGCACGUCACUGAAGCGCGGCGCGCCGUCGUGGCGACCCUCGAGAACAUGAUGGACUCGGAGCUGCAGUGGCGCGCCUCGACGCUACACUCCAACGCCGCCGCCCUCGGGAAGCAGGCCAAGGAUGUGCGCCGUGCUGCGGACGGACUGCGUCGUGAGAACGAUCGGUUGGCUCGCGAGGCGGAUGUUGCUGCUCGCAGACUCAAGGAGCUCGGCAACGUGCAGAACUGGGCCGAGGUGCUGGAGCGCGACUUUCUCGUCCUCGAGGAGACGGUUCGGUUGGCUAACGGCGAGGGGAGCUGUAGUUGCAGCUGCAGUGAAUGCGGUAGCGUGGGGAGCGAUAGCGAAGAUGAGAUGGAUGUGGACGGGCCGAAGAAGGGGGUUGAUGAUCAUGGGAAGACGGGCAUAGAGGGCAUGGCGAUUGAUACAGGACACGGCAUGCCGGGAACCUUUUCGGAUGCCAGCCGGAGCUUGACGGAUCCUGAGUCGAGCAUGGGAAGGGGAACCAAGGGGUCAGAUACGGCGUCAAUGUCAACGGCGUCCCGAUGA